Molecule: messenger RNA, 414 nt
Organism: Candidozyma auris
Lineage: Eukaryota; Fungi; Ascomycota; Pichiomycetes; Serinales; Metschnikowiaceae
Gene: COX13
Product: cytochrome c oxidase subunit VIa
Exons: 1
Coding region: 1-414 (137 amino acids)
Biological process (GO): mitochondrial electron transport, cytochrome c to oxygen
Cellular component (GO): mitochondrial inner membrane
Molecular function (GO): enzyme regulator activity
Source: RefSeq, a predicted model, not a curated record
AUGUUCAGCAGAUUGGUCAACCGCACAUUCGUCAGGUUCAACUCCCACGGCCACGGCCACGGCCAUGUGUCCAAAUACAUCAAGGACAACGCUUUCGUUCCCAACAAGGCCGCUGGUGAGGCCUUCAAGAAAGAGUAUGCUGAGAAAGUUCACCACUCUGAGGGCGUCACCAAGUUGUGGACCAAGAUCACUUACUUCGUUGCUAUUCCAGCUAUUCUUUUGACUGCCAUUCCUGUCACUCGUGUGGAAUUGAAGCACAGCAAGCACAGAGAGCAUUUGAGACACCUCCCCGAUGAAGAGUGGCCCACUCAAUACGAAUACCAGAACUUGAGAACCAAGAAGUUCUUUUGGGGCGAUGGUGACAAGACUUUGUUCUGGAACUCUGACGUGAAUAGACACAUUGAGGACGCCUAA